UUCCCACCCCGUUGUUCCCACAGUCCCUGGAGGAUCGUGGAUGACUGCGGAGGGGCCUUCACCAUGGGGGCCAUCGGAGGGGGGAUCUUCCAGGCCAUCAAGGGCUUCCGGAAUUCUCCAGUGCCAAGGAGGCAUUCCCUGGUUUCCGGGGUGCCAUUCCCGGGUUUCCCCCCCAAUCCCGGCUCUUGCACAGGGAGCUUUGCCGUGUGGGGAGGGCUCUUCUCCAUGAUCGACUGCAGCAUGGUCCGGGUGAGGGGCAAGGAGGAUCCCUGGAAUUCCAUCACCAGCGGAGCCCUGACCGGAGCCAUUUUGGCCGCACGGAACGGGCCCGUGGCCAUGGUGGGAUCCGCUGCCAUGGGAGGGAUUCUCCUGGCGCUCAUCGAGGGAGCGGGAAUUCUGCUGACGAGAUUCGCCUCCACCCAGUUCCCCAACGGCCCGCAGUUGUCCGAGGAUCCCUCCCAGCUCCAGCCCCCCCCGUUCAGCAACUAUCAACAGUACCAGUGAGGGGCCUGGGAGCCCCAGGAUGGGAUGGGAUGUCCCUGCUGGAGCUCCAGAAUGGGAUGUCCCUCCCCUCCCCCUCCCAGGAACACCUGCAGCACUUCCCAGAGCUCAGGAGAACUUUUAGGAGAUGACAAAUCUAUUUAUUCCCAAUAAUUCCCAUCUGUAAUGUUACACAUGGGCUGGAAUUACAAGGAGGUUUGAGACAUGGAG
Messenger RNA from Manacus vitellinus (golden-collared manakin), 711 nucleotides. RefSeq names its product translocase of inner mitochondrial membrane 17A (gene TIMM17A). The record is from RefSeq and is a predicted model, not a curated record. Gene Ontology annotation, biological process: protein import into mitochondrial matrix. Gene Ontology annotation, cellular component: mitochondrial inner membrane; TIM23 mitochondrial import inner membrane translocase complex. The annotation marks the transcript as partial. Lineage: Eukaryota; Metazoa; Chordata; Aves; Passeriformes; Pipridae. The transcript has 4 exons. Gene Ontology annotation, molecular function: transmembrane protein transporter activity.